UGCGCCAUUCCCUAAAUGACUGGGGAACCCCGUGGUUUGAACUGUGGGAGGAAGACCUUGCUGUGAGUUCCGGGACCUGAAAAUUCCGCAGAGCCGCAGAUGCCGGGGAAUUUCCUGGGAAAGUCAGCAGUCUGCAACGCCACUAACGCAGUGGCGGGAACCGCAGCCCUGCGGCCCUGGAACCUCACAGGUUUCACAUUGUCAGUCAGUCCAGUUCACCUGUGAAACAGAACCUAGAACUCUGGAUGGAGAAGAGAGAGGAGACAGUAGCAAAGGAUCCAGGGAUUCGAGUCUUUGUUCCUGAGACAGAAAUGCUAAGAACUAUAAGAAGAAUGAAUUCUUCUCUGGUAAAUACUCCCCAGGAUCCUUUAACAUUCAGGGAUAUAGCUGUGGACCUGUCACAGGAGGAAUGGGAACGUCUAGACUGUGUUCAGCGAGCAUUGUACAUGGAUGUGAUGUUGGAAAAUUAUAAAAAUCUGAUCUUUGUAGAGACCCAUCGCAUACAUGGUAAAUAUGAGAAUGUCUUGGAUCGAUGCACAAAGCAUAUCCUGCACAAUCCUGCGAAUAUCCAGGAGAAGUUAUAUAUUUGUAAUAAGCUUGUCAAACUGAUUGAUGAAUCCUUCCAAUGUAGACCUCAUAACACAAGUGAUACUGCAGAAAACAGCAAGAAGUACAGAUCUGGUAACUAUGGAGAUACUUCUGUUGAAACAGUAAAUACAAAGAGACACAAAAGUGGAAACACUCGAGAAGAUCCUUGCAAAAAUGAGGACUAUGUGAACUGUUUUAAUUUGUAUUACAACAUUAGCCAAAAUCAAAGAGUCAACAUAGGAAAGAAAGAACACAAAAAGAUAGCAUAUGAGAAAUCUUUUGACUCUAAACAUAAAAUUAUGCUGAAACAAACCAAUAGAGGAAAAAAAGGAGACCAAAACAAGAACUCUGGAAAAUGCUCUAAGUUGGACUCAAACAUUAGUAGGCAUCAGAGAGCGCAUACAGGAGAGAAACUCUAUAAAUGUAUGAAAUAUAAAAAAUCCUUUCAGCAGUUGUUCCAACUCAAAGUACAUUACAAUUUCAAGUGUCGUGAAAAACCCUACAAAUCUCUUAAAACUCAUCAGAGAAUUAAUAUAGGAAAGAAACCACACAAAUGUAGUGAAUGUGGCAAGUCAUUUAUGAGUACGUCAUAUUUUAGAAUACAUCAGAGAGUACAUAAAGAAGGGAAGAAACCUUACCAAUGUGGAGAAUGUGACAAAACCUUCACCCAGAAAAACAGUCUUAGAAUUCACCAGAGAAUUCAUACAGGAGAGAAACCUUACAAAUGUAGUCAAUGUGACAAAUCCUUUAUGUUUAAAGGCAGCAUAGUAGUUCACCAAAGAAUACAUACAGGAGAGAAACCUUACCAAUGUGGUGAAUGUCAGAAAUUCUUUACACAGAAAAGUGGUCUUCGAACUCAUCAGAAAAUUCAUACAGGAGAAAAACCACACAAAUGUAGUGAAUGUGGCAAAUCAUUUCUGAGUGUGUCGUAUCUUAGAAUACAUCAAAGAAUACACACAGGAGAGAAACUUUACAAAUGUAGUGAAUGUGACAAAGCAUUUAUCCAGAAAGACUCUCUAAUAAGUCACCAGAGAACUCAUACAGGGGAGAAACCUUACAAAUGUAGUGAAUGCGACAAAUCCUUUACCAGUAGGUCCUUUCUUAGAAGACAUCGGGAAAUACAUUCAGAAGAGAAACCUUACCAAUGUGGUGAAUGUGACAAAUCCUUUACAGAGAAAAGCAGGCUUAAAGCUCACCAGAAAAUUCAUACAGGAGAGAAACCACACAAAUGUAAUGAAUGUGGCAAAUCAUUUAUGAGUAUAUCGUAUUUUAGAAUGCAUCAGAGAAUACACACAGGAGAGAAACUUUACAAAUGUAGUCAAUGUGACAAAUCAUUUGCCCUGAGAUACAGUCUAAUGAGUCACCAGAAAUUACAUACAGGCGAGAGACCUUAUAAAUGUAGUGAAUGUGACAAAUCAUUUCUCAAUAAGGCCUCCCAUAGAAUACAUCAGAGGACACAUACAGGAGAGAAACCUUACCAUUGUAGUGAAUGUGACAAAUCUUUUACACAGAAAGGCAGUCUUAAAACUCACCAGAGAAUUCAUACAGGAGAGAAACCUUACAAAUGUAGUGAAUGUGACAAAUCCUUUACCUAUGGCUCAGAAUUUAGGAAACAUCAGAGACUUCAUACUGGUGAGACACUCUACAAAUGUUAUGAAUGUAACAUAUCGUUUACCCGUCGUGAAUUCCUUACAAUACAUCAGAGAAAGCAUUCAGGAGAGAGACCUUACAAAUGUAGUGAAUGUGACCUAUCAUUUAUGAGUAUCUCAUAUCUUAGAAGACAUCAGAGAAGCCUUACAGUUGAGAAACCUUAUAAAUGUAGUGAAUGUAACAAACUCUUUUCCCAGAAAUGCCAUCUUAGAACUCAUCAGAAAAUUCGUAUGCGGGAGAAUUCUUACAAAUGUAGUGAGUGUGGGAAAUCCUUUAACACUGACUUAUGUCUUAGAAGACAUCAGAAAGUUCAUACAGGUGAGAAACCCUACAAGUGCUAUGAAUGUGACAAAUCCUUUACCUAUGGUUCAUCUCUUAGAAGUCAUCAGAGAGUUCACACAGGAGAGAAACCUCACCAAUGUAGUGAAUGUGACAAAUCCUUUACGAGUACCUCAUAUCUUAGAAUACACGAGAGAAACCAUAGAAAAGAGAAAAAGUACAAAUAAUAAUCAGUGACACAUCUUUUAUCCAACCUUAGAACACAUGAAAGAAUUCAUACCUUAGAGAAACCUUUCAAAUACACUGUAUGAGAAAAAGUCUACUUGCCUUUCACAUGUAAGAAAACAUCUAAAAAUUCAUACUGGGGAGUAAAGAAACUAUUUGAAAUGAUGUGCCUUCUGCUUUCUCCAAUUUUUACUUGUUCAACCUGAAAUAAUUCAUAAUGAAGACAAAAUGGAGAAGUCUGAAGCCCUGUCUUUGGUCUUGUGUAGCAAUUUUCUAGAAACUGAGAUGAUCCAUUCUGAAGGAAAGCUGAUUAAGGCAGGAGAUAAGCGGCUCAAAAUAGCUUCAAGAUGAUGUGGGGAUUGCCUUUUCUAUUAUUACCAUUGGUUAAUAAAGAAGCUGUUUUGGCCUAUGGCAGGCAGAAUAGAGCUAGGCAGGAAAACUAAAGUGAAUGCCAGGAAAAAAAAAAGAAAGUCAUGGAGACACAUGUAUCUGCCAACAGAGAAAGAUACCAGAACCUACAGGUAGGCCACAACUUCUUGGUGGUACACAGAUUAAUAGAAAUGGGUUAAGAUAUAAGAGCUAGCUAGGAAUAUGCCUAAGCUAUUGGCCAAACAGUGUUGUAAUUAAUAGUUUCUGUGUGAUUAUUCAGGUCUGGAUGGCCAGGAAACAAGUGAGCAUUCUCAGUUUAUAUCAAGAUAUCCCUGAAACUGACAGACUUCAGUAUGUUUAACUGAAAUGUCAAAACUUAGACACAAAUCAUCCAACUCAAGAUUGGUCAAACUGGACCAUCAAGAUAGGAUUCUCCUUAAUCUGUAUGUAUACCUAUAGGUGUGCAGUAUGUUUCAGGUGUCCAAUAUUCAUAAGCUAUAUCACAUGCAAAUUUUGGAUUUGAGGAUUGCAACUACCUUUGUGUCCCCUGUGCUCUGAUAAGCAACUCUCCCCAUAUUCCUGCAGCUUCUAAUAAAGCUCAUUGAUUUAGCAAGUUGAA
Messenger RNA from Arvicola amphibius (Eurasian water vole), 3730 nucleotides. RefSeq names its product zinc finger protein 420-like. The coding region runs from base 246 to 2744 and encodes 832 amino acids. Gene Ontology annotation, molecular function: DNA-binding transcription factor activity; RNA polymerase II cis-regulatory region sequence-specific DNA binding. The transcript has 5 exons. The record is from RefSeq and is a predicted model, not a curated record. Gene Ontology annotation, biological process: regulation of transcription by RNA polymerase II. NCBI's taxonomy places the organism in Eukaryota, Metazoa, Chordata, Mammalia, Rodentia, Cricetidae.